This is a messenger RNA of Bombyx mandarina (wild silkworm), 1149 nucleotides long. RefSeq names its product putative inorganic phosphate cotransporter. Gene Ontology annotation, biological process: transmembrane transport; monoatomic anion transport. NCBI's taxonomy places the organism in Eukaryota, Metazoa, Arthropoda, Insecta, Lepidoptera, Bombycidae. The record is from RefSeq and is a predicted model, not a curated record. Gene Ontology annotation, molecular function: transmembrane transporter activity. Gene Ontology annotation, cellular component: membrane.
AUGGAUAGUGGGCUCGAAGGAAAUAUUGACAAGAAGUAUAAAGCACUAUUUGGAAUUCGUCAUGUUCAGGCCGUUCUUCUGUUCCUUGGACUACUCCUCGCUUACGGUAUGAGGGCCAACAUGAGCAUCGCGAUUGUGGCUAUGACUGACAAAGACAAUGAUAAUUUUUACGACUGGAGUAUGCAGACCCAAAGCGUAAUCCUGUCCUCGUUCUUCUGGGGCUACAUCGUCUUCCAGAUCCCUGCUGGUGAGAUGGCUGCUAGGCUUGGAGGUUCGAUACUGAUCACAAUAUCCAUGGCCAUCAAUUCACUUGUCUCAGUAUUGAUACCCCUCGCUGUAAAUUACGGCGGAUGGCAGUGGGUUUGCUUGUGUCGCGUAAUCCAAGGCUUAUCACAAGGCUUUAUUGUGCCUUCGAUCAAUACUCUUAUUGGCAAAUGGGCGCCUAUUGAGGAGAAGAGCCGGUUAGGAGCUUUAAUAUAUUCCGGCAACCAAUUAGGCAAUGCUUUUCAACUGAUAACGGCAGGCUUUAUAGCUGAUGCCUGGGGCUGGCCAGCAAUUUUCUACGCCAAUGGUGCAAUUGGAGCUGCUUGGACGGCUAUUUAUAUAUUCUUGGGAUCUGAUUCUCCUGAAAAAUCGAAAAUAAUUGGAAAAGAAGAAAAACUUUAUAUACAGAGCUCUUUAGGUCAAGUUGGAGAACCAAAGAAAUACAAAACACCAUGGAAAGAGAUUUGGACGUCACUCCCAUUCAUAUCACUAAUAGUACUCCACUGUGGACAAAAUUGGGGUUUCUGGACUCUUAUGACGGAGAUGCCGUCAUACAUGAAGCAGAUUUUGGGCGUUGAUAUUAAAGCAAACGGAGUAAUGUCAGCCCUUCCAUACUUAGGCAUGUAUAUUCUUAGUUUCCCAUUCGGGUUCCUAACCGACUAUCUACCCAACAAGAAGCUGCUGAGCGUAACUGCCACCAGGAAAUUAUCUAAUUCAAUAGGAUUUUAUGGUCCAGCCAUAGCUCUCGUAGCCCUCUCAUACUCGCCAGCUGGUGAUAUCAUGAUAGCUGCUAUUCUUCUUACUAUUGUGGUUAGUCUAAACGUUGGACAUGUGACUGGAUUAAUGGUGGGUAUUCCGAAAAAAUAUUCAAAAUAUUUCAAUUAG